CCUGGCUCCUUUCACCUUUCUUACGCAGGUGACAUUCCCAGAACCUGGAGGCCAGGCUACAACACAGAGUCAAUCAAUAACCAGGGAGAUCUAUGAUAUAGCCCAGUAGGUGGGGCCUUGCUGUCGUCUGCCAUAUGACCCUUCCAGUCCCAGGCUUCUGAAGAGACGUGGUAAGUGCAGUGCAGUUUUCAACUGACCUCUGGACGCAGAAUUUCAGCCAUGAAGGUAACAGGCAUCUUUCUUCUCAGUGCCUUGGCCCUGUUGAGUCUAUCUGGUAACACUGGAGCUGACUCCCUGGGAAGAGAGGCCAAAUGUUACAAUGAACUUACUGGAUGCACCAAGAUAUACGACCCUGUCUGUGGGACUGAUGGAAAAACUUAUCCCAAUGAAUGUGUGCUAUGUUUUGAAAAUCAGAAGCGCCAGACUUCUGUCCUCAUUCGAAAAUCUGGGCCUUGCUGAGAACCAAGGUUUUGAAAUCCCAUCAGGUCACUGUGAGGCCUGGCUGGCCUGAUAGUUGAAUAAACGCAUCUGAAUACUC
Molecule: messenger RNA, 538 nt
Organism: Macaca mulatta (Rhesus monkey)
Lineage: Eukaryota; Metazoa; Chordata; Mammalia; Primates; Cercopithecidae
Gene: SPINK1
Product: serine peptidase inhibitor Kazal type 1
Molecular function (GO): protein binding; serine-type endopeptidase inhibitor activity
Source: RefSeq, a predicted model, not a curated record